AUGUCGGAUGGCUCAGACGCACGCGGUCUGAGAAGCGCGCCACCACCGGCCCCCGACGGAGAAGGACUUAGCGUUUCUCGCGAGCCGCAGACCCGAGUCAGUUUCGGUUCCUCCUCCGUCAAGGACUCGAACGCGGAAGAGGAGAGAGCUUUUUCCCCCGUCGUACGUCAUCGUCGUAGUCAUCGUCGUCUUCGUUGUCGUUACCGUCGUCGUCCUCCGAAGAGGAAGAACAGUGUCUUGGCCGAUACCGUGCACGAAGGUCGCGAGCUGCAACCGGACCGAGCUUCGAGCGGGAGACGCGUUGCAGCGAGAGAUUCCCGCGCAGGAGAGGAAGACUGGACAAAGCGGAAGAAGCAGAAUAAGACGAGCAAAGCAGAAGCGGAGAAGCAGAAGAGCGCAAGAAGAUCGAGAGCCGAACGAGUAGAAGCGGGGUUGCGAAGAAGAAAGUGAUUAGCGAAUUGAUUGCGCGCAUCCGAAGACAGCGAUAAAGGAAAGAUCGGGAGAAGUUACGGAAGCGCAGAGAGACAAAGAUCGAAAAAGAGACGAAAAAAAA
Camponotus floridanus (Florida carpenter ant) is the source of this 553-nucleotide messenger RNA. RefSeq lists its product as uncharacterized. The record is from RefSeq and is a predicted model, not a curated record. Lineage: Eukaryota; Metazoa; Arthropoda; Insecta; Hymenoptera; Formicidae. The transcript is spliced from 3 exons. Bases 1 to 450 code for a protein of 149 amino acids.